CAGCGACGGAAGGAGAGACAACAGGAACCGACCAUGCAGAUCCAGAUCAAGACGCUCACCGGCCGCAAGCAAACGUUCAACUUUGAGCCCGACAACACGAUCCUGCACGUCAAGCAGGCCCUCCAGGAGAAGGAAGGUAUCCAGGUCGAUCAGAUCCGGUUGAUUUACAGCGGCAAGCAGCUGGCCGAUGACAAGACCCUCCAAGACUACAACGUUGCGGCCGGCGGUACCAUCCACAUGGUGUUGCAGCUUCGUGGCGGCUGCUAAGCCUGCUGCCGUGGAGCAGCCGAUCGACAACGACACAGAUUAGCCAGCAAGCGCCAUGUUAUCUCGUUCUUAACACGCGAUUGCCUCGUCACUACAUAGUACGGUCA
Molecule: messenger RNA, 374 nt
Organism: Saprolegnia parasitica CBS 223.65
Lineage: Eukaryota; Oomycota; Saprolegniomycetes; Saprolegniales; Saprolegniaceae
Exons: 6
Coding region: 34-267 (77 amino acids)
Biological process (GO): modification-dependent protein catabolic process; protein ubiquitination
Cellular component (GO): cytoplasm; nucleus
Molecular function (GO): protein tag activity; ubiquitin protein ligase binding
Source: RefSeq, a predicted model, not a curated record